AUGUUUUCGGUUGUAUUAUUAUCAUUGAUUGCAGUAUUGGUAGUAACGAUCUAUUUCUACAUAAAAUGGAAAUACUAUACACUACGUGGUUCAGUUCCUGGUUUAGAGCCUGAAUUUCUAUUUGGUAAUCUUCGUCAACUUGGUAUCAUCACAUCAAAUAAAGAAUUAAUUGAUUCAUAUAUACAUGGUUGUGAAAAAAUGCAAAAAUUAUAUGGAGAUAUAUUUCAAUUUUGGCUUGGUGCAAAUCAUUUUUAUGUCUUUUGUCGUCCUGAACAUGCUGAAGAAAUCUAUACUCAUCGUCAUAUAUUUGAUCGUGCUGAUAUGCGUAUAAAAACAUUUGGUUUAGUAGCAGAAAAUACAUUAAUUGCUACUAUUGGUUCAGAAUAUAAACGACAUGCAAGAGCAAUUUUACCAAUGUUAAAAAAACAUAAAUUUGUAUCACAAACUUUAAUUAUAACUAAUUGUGUUGAUCAAUUAAUUGAUAUUUGGAAACAAAGAUAUGAAAAUAAAGAUGAUAAUAUAUGUACAUGUCUAGUAAAUGAUAAUCAACAAUUAUUAUUGGAUUUAUUUACAUUAAUAACAUUUGAUUAUGAUUUGGGUAAUUUAAAACGUUUAGCAAAAUCUGCUAUAUCAUUAAAUAGAAAAGAAAAUUUUGAAUUAUCUGAAAUGACAAAUGCUUUAUUUACUUGGUUAAAUACAUUAAAACGUAUUACAAUUAAUGGAAUACCAUACUUCAUUAAUUAUUAUUUAUUAAAAUUUGAUAGAAAAUUUCAAAAUGCUUUAAAAAUAUUGGAAAAACAUAUCGAAAAAAUUAUCAUUCAUUGUCAACAAGAAACAGAUCCUGAUAUGAAACCAAUUAAUCUUGUUGCAUCAUUAGUAUCAUCAUUACAAGAUGAUGAAAAUUUAGAAAGAUUAAAACCCGAAAUAGAAAAGAAAGGAAUUAGUAAAAAAGAAUUACUUGAUGAAUUAUUAGGAUUAAUUGCAGCUGGUUUUGAUACAAGUUCAAAUGUAAUUUCUUGGUUUAUUUAUUAUGUUAGUAAAAAACCUGAAAUUCAACAAAAAAUAAAAGAAGAAUUAAAACAAAAUGGUAUUAGAAAAGAAACAUCUUUAGAUCAUUUUGAUUUAUUAAAUGAAUGUAAAUAUAUUGAUUGUGUUUUGAAAGAAACAUUACGAUUAGCACCGAUUGGUUUAGGUGGAUUUCGAACACUUAUUGAUGAUACUGUUAUCGAUGGAGUUAAACUUUGCAAAGGAGACACAGUUCUUUCAUUAAUGCAUUUCAUGCAACAAGAUCCUAGAAACUGGAAACUAGAUCCAACACAAUUUAUUCCUGAAAGAUUUUAUGGUACUGAUGCUCCCGAUAUAAAUCAUCAUCCAUUUGCAUAUUCACCAUUUGGUGGUGGACAUCGAGCUUGUGCCGGACAAGAAUUAGCUCGAUUAGAAUUAAAAAUUAUUAUUACUCGUUUAAUGCAAUUUGUUACUUUUGUUGAUACACCUGGCAACAAUGGUGGCCAUCGUCAACAGAUGGCAGUUGCACCAAAAGACCUUGCAGUUGAAAUCAAAUUUGAUUAA
Messenger RNA from Adineta steineri, 1569 nucleotides. Lineage: Eukaryota; Metazoa; Rotifera; Eurotatoria; Adinetida; Adinetidae. The record is from the annotation of a GenBank genome assembly.